GAGGCAAAGGAAAAAGAUGGAGAAGAGUAUGUUGGAGAGUGAUGGAAAAAGAUUGGUGGGGAUCUGGGUGCACCGUAUAUGCGCACUAAGAAGAAAGCUCAGAAACGCACAGUUUGAAACAGAACAAAAUCCCCCAACUCUGUGGGCCCAUUUUCGCCAUAGCUAGGAACCAUCCCCCACCUCAACACUCACCCCAUCAUUAACAUCAAGAAUUCUCUCACACUCUUUCUUGCUUUCAUCAACCAUUGCACCCACACACAAUUCUUACCAACAAUUGUGAAACAGAGAGCUUCUUAAAUUGUUCUUUUUCGUGUGUGUGUGUGUAUUUUUUUUUUUUUUUUUUUUUUUUUUGUAGUUUGGGGUAUAAUUCUUCUUUCUGAAAGAGUGAAAUAACUUUGCUUUUGGUGAUGGGUGGUUGGUGAAGAAGUGCGUCUUGGGCUGUUUCUGAGUUUGGUGUGAUGGGGAAUUGCUGGUGUAGGUGGGAACCCUCAGUUUACAGAGUCUCAUCCAAUGCAAAGUCAGAGUCUCCAAAAGACGAGAGCCAAUUUGUGAAACCAAGGAACGAUGAUAGUAAGUUACCAUCAAACCCUGAAGAAGUAGAAGACCUACGACGUGAUUCAGCUGCAAAUCCAUUGAUUGCAUUCACCUUCAAUGAGCUAAAGGUAAUCACUGGAAAUUUUAGGCCAGACGGAGUGUUGGGCGGAGGAGGAUUUGGAAGGGUUUAUAAAGGGUUUAUUUCUGAGGAUCUAAAAGAGGGGCUUCCUCCCCUACCUGUAGCUGUUAAGGUUCAUGAUGGUGAUGACAGUUAUCAAGGCCACAGAGAAUGGCUGGCAGAAGUCAUAUUUUUGGGGCAGCUUUCUCAUCCAAAUUUGGUAAAAUUGAUUGGAUAUUGCUGUGAAGAUGAACAACGGGUACUAAUAUAUGAGUAUAUGGCUCGGGGUAGUGUGGAGAACAAUCUUUUUUCAAGAGUAUUGCUGCCUAUGCCGUGGUCCAUUAGAAUGAAAAUUGCAUUUGGUGCUGCAAAAGGACUUGCAUUUCUCCAUGAAGCUGAGAAACCUGUCAUCUAUCGUGAUUUUAAGACGUCUAAUAUUCUGUUGGACUCGGACUUCAAUGCAAAGCUCUCUGACUUUGGCCUUGCAAAAGAUGGACCAGUGGGAGACAAGUCUCAUGUUUCUACUCGCAUAAUGGGAACAUACGGGUAUGCUGCUCCGGAGUAUAUUAUGACAGGCCAUCUAACUCCUAGAAGUGAUGUUUACAGCUAUGGUGUUGUUCUUCUUGAACUUCUUACAGGAAGAAAAUCGUUAGACAAGUCGCGAUCAGCCCGAGAGCAGAACCUGACAGAUUGGGCUCUCCCGUUGCUUAAGGAGAAGAAAAAAUUGCUGAAUAUCAUUGAUCCAAGGCUGGAAGGAGAAUAUCCUGUUAAAGGAGUUCACAAGGCUGCCAUGCUGGCCUAUCAUUGCUUAAACAGGAAUCCAAAGGCAAGGCCUUUAAUGCGAGAUAUAGUGGACUCCUUGGAACCUCUACAGGCCCCUACUGAGGAUGUUUCAACUGAAAAAACUACCCUAACUGUAAUUAGCGAGGUUCCGGAUGCAGAGUCAAAAGGAAAAGAAGAUGCAUAGAGUAGCUGACAUGGUCCUGGGUUUUCUUAUGUGUUAAGCUUCUUCUCCAGUUUAAAGGGAGAGUUUUUGCAUUAGGUAGCUUUUUUCUUUUUCUUCUUCUUUUUAAUGCUUUGUAUUCUUUUUCUUUGUUCCUCUGGCUAAAACAUGUUUGUCAUAGUUGCUUGGAAUUUUAUCAUUUUAACUGUAGGUAAAUAUCAAUCUAAACAUGUGUGUAUGAUUGUAUA
This is a messenger RNA of Alnus glutinosa, 1843 nucleotides long. RefSeq names its product probable serine/threonine-protein kinase PBL16. Gene Ontology annotation, biological process: protein phosphorylation. The record is from RefSeq and is a predicted model, not a curated record. The coding region runs from base 459 to 1619 and encodes 386 amino acids. The transcript is spliced from 6 exons. Lineage: Eukaryota; Viridiplantae; Streptophyta; Magnoliopsida; Fagales; Betulaceae. Gene Ontology annotation, molecular function: ATP binding; protein kinase activity.